AUGGCGUUUCGCUGGAGCCGGCUGGCUGGUGCCGCGCGAAGGCUGGCGAUACCUGCUGUGGUCACGGCCAGCGUGGCACCCUAUGAGAGACGGCCUCUCCAGUUUGAAACGAGGUCCUCCCAGUCGUCCCAGUCUCUGGAGGAACGAGUGCGAGUGCUAGAGACCAAAGCCAGAGCUAUGGAGCUCAAUGAUUGGAUGGAAGUUCGGGCGGUAGAGACCAUCAAACUGGCUGCCAAGCAGCAUGGUCUCGACAUCUCUGGCGGGAUUAUCCGUCGAACCUCUUCGCGCUUUUGUUUGGGUGUGGAACAUGGAGACUACAACGGCAUGGAGUUGUUUGGAGUUGGCACCGACCGCUUCAUUUGGAUGGGUUACAAGCCCAACGAUUCUGGAAAGAUUCGCAUUUUUUCUCAAAACUUUCCAGAAAAAGUCGUGGAGUUCAGACCCCAAGAGGUGCCAGCGCCCAAAUCAAGCUCCAUCUCCGACACCUGGGCGCGGUUUCCCUAUGGCGUUGAAUAUGUCCUUCGGAGCAACGGAUUUGACACUUCACGCGGCUUUGAUGCUGUGCUUAUGGGCAAUAUCCCUGGUGGAGGUAUGUCUCGAUCGGCUUCACUUGUCAUCAAUCUUAUGCUCACCAUGUUAGAAGUGAACAAGAAAUCCCUGCCAGAGGGUGAUUUUCGGAUUGUGAAAAUGGCACAGCAAGUGGAAAAUGACUACAUUGGAGCACCUUGUGGCAAUUUGGACCAGAUCAUGAUUUACUACGCAAAAGAUGGAAUGGGCACGAGAUACGACCCAAAGACCAACAAAGUUUCUUAUAUCCCGUUGGGAGUUGACACCAAUGAAUUUCGAAUAGCUGCAUUGGACACCGGCACGGUCCGGCACGGUCUGGAGAAAACCACCUACGCAGUCCGAGUACAGGAGUGCAGGGAGUUCUUGGCCUUGCUGCAGAAGAAUGGCUACAGGAUCCAAAGCCUUGGAGAGGUCAAAGAUCGCAAGACCUAUGACGAAAUCAUUGCCAAAUAUGGGAAAUCCCAUCCAAAUCUUUGCAAACGCCUGGAGUAUCUCUUCUUUGCGCAGGAACGCUUUGAGGCGAUGGUGAAAGCCUGGAGGGAAGGAAACAUCGCCGAGGUCGGUGCAAUCUUCCGCCGUGAUGGGAUUGGGCUUCGAGAUGAAUAUCAGAUCUCAGGACCAGAAUUAGAGACCAUGGUCAACAUUGCCAGAACUAUCCCGGGUGUGCUUGGCGAACGUAUGCUGGGGGGUGGAGACAAGGGUGCCUCUGGCGCUAUUCUGCGACCAGAUGCGGAGCGAUCACUGCGAAAUGCUGUGAAUACUGGAUACAAGAGAUCUUAUCCCCAACUGGCAGAUAAAUGUGCGGUUCACGUUGUGAGAGCUUGCAAGGGUGUGGAAGUCCUGGAAGGCUUACUGUGA
This is a messenger RNA of Cladocopium goreaui, 1425 nucleotides long. Lineage: Eukaryota; Dinophyceae; Suessiales; Symbiodiniaceae. The record is from the annotation of a GenBank genome assembly.